AUGUCCGUCCGUAAGGAUCAUAAUACUGGUCGAAAUCACAUCAGAAACGUGGUGGAAUACUACCAACAAAUCGGCCAUGAGAAGGCGCAGUCUGUGAUUGAUUCCAUUACAUCCUCAUAUGCCGCAGAAGGCCAGACAAAUCCAAUGCUUCAACAAGCUGCCGUCGGGUUUCCUCCGCCACUGCCAGGCUUCCCAGGUUAG
Exophiala aquamarina CBS 119918 is the source of this 201-nucleotide messenger RNA. RefSeq lists its product as uncharacterized. Gene Ontology annotation, molecular function: zinc ion binding; pre-mRNA 5'-splice site binding. Gene Ontology annotation, biological process: spliceosomal snRNP assembly; mRNA splicing, via spliceosome; mRNA 5'-splice site recognition. Lineage: Eukaryota; Fungi; Ascomycota; Eurotiomycetes; Chaetothyriales; Herpotrichiellaceae. The record is from RefSeq and is a predicted model, not a curated record. The coding region runs from base 1 to 201 and encodes 66 amino acids. The transcript is spliced from 2 exons. Gene Ontology annotation, cellular component: U1 snRNP.